Molecule: messenger RNA, 942 nt
Organism: Laccaria bicolor S238N-H82
Lineage: Eukaryota; Fungi; Basidiomycota; Agaricomycetes; Agaricales; Hydnangiaceae
Exons: 5
Coding region: 1-942 (313 amino acids)
Source: RefSeq, a predicted model, not a curated record
AUGAUCCUUGGAACUCGAGUCUUCGCCAUCUACAACAAAAGCCGGAUUAUUGGCGCCCUCCUCGCCUUCAUCAUCGUUGGAGAGCUGGUGGUCGGCGGCAUAUCCGUGAGCACAACGCACCCUCCUCCCCCGUCCACUGCGCCAGCAGGCCAGAGGCCGCCCUGCGGAGCAGUCAUGGGUCCACAAUCAUGGUUACUCACUUUCUGGUCUAUUCCCCUCUUCUACGAUGCUCUCACGUUCCUGUUGACAGCAUACAAAGCCUACGAAUACUGGAGGCGAGAGGUGAACACGGCGCUGUUUGAUAUCAUCUGGCGAGAUGGGGUGCUCUACUUCUUCGCCAUCUUCUCCAUGAACCUUGUGAAUAUCGGUAUUCUCACUAGCGCACCCCAGGGGUUGAGAGCUGUGAAUUUGACCCCAACACUAGUAUUCGAAGUCGUACUCUCUUGCCGACUCCUCCUCAACCUUCGAGGCGCGGGUGGGAGCCAGUCCACCACCGGAUCAGGGUUCGGAUCAAAAGGCAUACAGUAUAACUACAAGCCAGGCGGUACGACUAGCAACGACAGUGCCACUCAAAUCGGUCACUGGAGCAAGUCGCGUGAUCGGAAAGUCCUGCCGCAGGAUAAUACAGAUAUCGUGGACAUAUCACCACUACCAUCCUCACCCCAUUCCCAUCCAUAUGCCGUCUCGGAGUCACCGCACCUGUCGCAUUCUCCGUUGCCACACUCACUCUCCCACAAAACGUCGGUGGACCCUGGAGUGCCCUCGGCCACUUCGCAGACGAAGCUGAACUCUGUCCCUUCUCUGUCCAAGCUGGACUCUGCGAACAAGUUGGAGCCAAACCGGUAUAGACCUGCGGUGAAUGAGGGUUUGGGCCGGGGUGGGGACUUCUUAGAUUUGGGCGCGAGGUCUGGGAGUCCGUGGCAGGCUGUUUCGCCUGUUUGA